CCCUCUUUCUCUCUCUCUCAACCCCCACACUAAUAUAGCUACAGAGCUCCUUUGUGUUCCUCUCUGCCCAAACCUAAAUGGACUCGAUCUGAUCAAAACCCACGUCCCUAAACCCUUUUCCGAUCACCCUCUUGGUCUCUGAAUCAUCAACCCGAUUCGGAUCGAGACCUCUUGGAGAUUCGGAGGAGCUCCAGCAAUGUCGACUCCUGCAAGGAAGAGGCUGAUGAGAGACUUCAAGAGGCUGCAACAGGACCCGCCUGCAGGGAUCAGUGGGGCACCCCAAGACAACAAUAUAAUGCUGUGGAAUGCUGUUAUAUUUGGUCCUGAUGAUACUCCUUGGGAUGGAGGCACAUUUAAGUUGACUCUUCAGUUCACUGAAGAUUAUCCAAACAAACCACCGACUGUGCGAUUUGUUUCUCGAAUGUUUCAUCCAAAUAUUUAUGCUGAUGGGAGUAUUUGCUUAGACAUAUUGCAAAAUCAGUGGAGUCCUAUUUAUGAUGUGGCAGCUAUACUCACGUCCAUCCAGUCACUACUGUGUGAUCCUAACCCGAAUUCUCCUGCAAAUUCAGAAGCUGCUCGCAUGUUCAGUGAGAACAAGCGAGAGUACAAUCGGAGAGUUAGGGAAAUUGUGGAACAGAGUUGGACAGCAGACUAACUCCUUCAUAAACUGCUGGUCCGGAUGCGUGCUAUAAGUGGCAUUGCUAGUUUGGGAAUGAUUGUGCAAACCUAUCAACAUUUAUCCUGUAUUUCAAUAUUUUCCUCGCGGAUUAUGACCCAUUCAUAAACUGCUGGUCCGGAUGCGUGCUAUAAGUGGCAUUGCUAUUUUGGGAAUGAUUGUGCGAACCUAUCAACAUUUAUCCUGUAUUUCGAUAUUUUCCUCGUGGAUUAUGACUCUUAGGAUUGUUUGGUCUUUCAAUUGUCUUGCCCACAUUCCUUGGUGGUCAAGCUCAUGUAAAAUAUAAUGUUUGUGUAUCAAUUUGCAUUGGUUUGUUAUGAAAUUUAUUCAGUAUUUCUAAAGAGAAACAGUAAUUUAGUAAUUUACUACAGCAGCAGUCUGUUAUUGUCACUAA
Argentina anserina (silverweed cinquefoil) is the source of this 1070-nucleotide messenger RNA. Its product is annotated as ubiquitin-conjugating enzyme E2 2-like. The record is from RefSeq and is a predicted model, not a curated record. Lineage: Eukaryota; Viridiplantae; Streptophyta; Magnoliopsida; Rosales; Rosaceae. The transcript is spliced from 6 exons. The coding region runs from base 197 to 655 and encodes 152 amino acids. Gene Ontology annotation, biological process: protein polyubiquitination; proteasome-mediated ubiquitin-dependent protein catabolic process; DNA repair. Gene Ontology annotation, molecular function: ubiquitin conjugating enzyme activity.